Vitrella brassicaformis is the source of this 785-nucleotide messenger RNA. The record is from the annotation of a GenBank genome assembly. Lineage: Eukaryota; Vitrellaceae.
UGGCACCCCACUUGGUUUAAAAAUCAGGGCAUAUCAGAAGAGUCACAACCCAUACCACCACGGCACACGAGCUACUUAUACAUAUUCGCAAAUUGCUUGUCAAUCACUUCGUCCUCCUCCACGAUCUCGAUAUGCACGUCAUCUGAGAGUGGCGUGGCUUGACACGCCAGAGUGUAGCCCGCCUCGGUGACCUCAUCGUCUAGCGUCCCCAUCCCGUGAUCCACACUCCCGGAAACCACCUUGGCCGUGCACUGGAGGCAGGUGCCCAGCCGGCAGUCAUGUGGAAGCUCCAAACCCGCCUCCUGCAGUACAAACAAGUCAGCACAAGACGCCUGUAUUGGAAGGGACAGUAAUGGACAUUGUGAUUCAGUACCUCAGCAGCCUCGAGGAUACUAUCGCCAGGAUUCACCGUCACAUCAUACGUAUCGCCAUUGAUACUGACCUUGACGAUGCGAGAACUCAUCAGCUGUGUUGAUGGCCGAUGCCUGCGUGCUGCAACUGAUAGUGCAUCGCCUCUCAGCCGCCUCAGGUAGAGAUGGGCCGAAGACGGACAUAGAAAACACAGAGACUCACCAAGGGAUUCCACCAAGGCCACGGUAGAGAUGAGGAUCAAGAGAAGUAGAAGUGGGAUCCCUGCACAAAGGUACAUGACAUGACAGACAAACGUCUAUGUCCUCUCGCACAUACUGUAAAGCCGCUGCAUGAGGGGAUGCGGAAGUACGCAGGCGACCCGAAGCUGAUCCAAUGUGGACUCGAGAUCACGCUCUGCUAGAGGCAGGGGAACC